ACUAUUUUCCAGGAGGUCCAGCGGAAAGGGAAGACAAGUGUUCCUGCAGGGAGGUGGCCCAGCCUGCUGAGUCUAACCUGUCCACGCAGUAGCUGCAGCGGCAGUGAGGCCUCAUUAUCCAGCGCCUCUACUGAGUACUCCAGUGGCUCACACACUUGGGCAGAAGGACAUCGCUCCUCCAAGCAGGUCAGUCUCCCAGUCUGAAUAAACAAAUUGCGUAAAGUGAGGUAAUUUUUCAUAAAUUACUAUGUAGGAUGGAUCCUCAACGUUCAUCAAGAAAUUCCAAUGUCUUUAUUUUUGUUGUUGUAGACAACUAAAUUGUCUUUCUCUUUUGUCACAGUCUGCGAUAAGCCGGGAGAAAAGGAUGAGCGCAGGGUCAGUGUCCAGUAAUCACUCUGUCCCAGCAGAGCAACCAGAUCUAAGCUGGAAGGAGGGCCACAUUCUGAAGGGCCUGAAGAGGCUCCAAAUGCGCAGCCCAGCUCCCAAGGAGACAUCUUCACUCGUCUCUAAGUCACAUUUCAAGGACUGCAUGACCUCCAAUGAGGCCAUAUACUCUCUAGGGGUAAAGGGUGGGCCCCAGGGGGUAGUGCCCAAAUUGGCAUUGGCAAAGGGAAAGCCUUUCAAGCCAGGAGCAGGAGUCUGUACCUUAAUCUCUGACUCAGACGAUGCAGAUGAUGAAUCGCCUCAAUCCCCAGCCUGGGAGUCCUGUGACCAACCCAUUAAAGAGACUCUCCAACUGGAAGGAGAGCCUCCGUCUGAAUUGGGAACGGCACAAGGGGGAAAGAGCUCUACGGGCUACAACUCCCAAGAGGAGCCUGUAAGACUCGUAAGAAGUCCCAGCAACUCCUUCUCACCUAUCAAAGAUGUCUUCUUGCACGAGGGUCCCACACUGAAGCCUGGACUCAGCCCAACGGCGAGCCCUACCACUAUGAGUGGACUUGAGAGUAAAAACUGGAUAGACAAAGACAAGCGGUCUGCCUUUACAGAGUGGAACAUUAGGGAGAGUUACAAUUUGAGGCCAGAGAGUGUUAAACAGCCACAAAAUAAAGUUGCGGUCAAACAUCUAGAGGCACGGGCUAAGGAAGUGAGUCUACCCAUUCGGUGUGCAGCAGCCAGAGCUCUGAGUUGGGUUAGUGAGGCCAGACAGCGCAGUGCUUCCAUGGAUACAAAGCAGUACAGAGAGCCGAACAGCCAGGGUGGAGUUGAUACCAAGGACUACACCAUUUUGGAGUCCCGACAGAGGAAAACAAAGCCUAAGGCCUGCGACUCAGCAAGGAAGGCCUUUAUCCUCCGAAGCAAGAGUGCGGACGGAGGUCCAGACCAGGCCAAGCUGCAUCAGCCCCUACAUCAGAAACUUGUAAAAGUCAAUCAAAGGGCCAAGAACCGCUCAAACCCUCCUGGGCCCAGUGGCACUCACACAAAGAUUAACCUCAGCAAGGCACCAGGUCCAGCUAAGGCAUCAGUACAAAUUGCUGAGAAAGGUGAGACUGCUACUGGUGCAAGAACUUCAGCGCCCCUUGAGAGUACAGUACAGGGCUCCCCCUCUUCUUCCCCUCAGAAACUGGUCAAAGUAUUUGAGCCACCUGUGCUGAAUGAUUGCCCCAAGAGCGCAUCUAAAGUAUCCCAAACAGUAUCCAAACUCCCAUCAAGAAACGACUGUGGGGUAAAAGGCCCCAACUCCAAAAAUGCAGCUGGCUCUCCACUUAAACAGAGGCAGCAAGACCAGCACUCGGAUUCCCCUUGCAAUGAUAUCAGGUCCCCUUCACCUCCACUCCCACCAGGUCGGACCACCUCCCUACUGAUUCAAACUGGUUAUGACUCCUUACCUCAGGCGCAUAAGCCUGUGGUUCAGCCCCAAACCUCUAGCACCGUGAAGGCAACCACUCGUAGCAUCAAACCUCAGUCAAGUCAUCAUUCAUCUGUUUUACAAAUGCAACCUCAAGCCCCCAACAAAAUGCAAGACACUCGUCAUAUGGCUCCCAAAAUGGGUGUUGAGGUGAAAAAGUCACCGAAACGGGUCCCUGCCAAAGUCUACCAUCCCUUACCAACUUCUACCCCUAUUCAAGAAUCCAAGGAAACAGACUCGUCCCAAUCCUCAAUGAGCAGGACUGUGGCACAAGCCUCCCAUCAGCAAAAUAGUGUCCCCUUUGUGGUGCCAAAUCAGGACAGCUUACCUGUGUCCCAGCAAGGCAAUGGUGAGCCACAAAGUACAGAGCCCUUACCUCAGGCCUCAGAAUCUCUUCUUUGCCAUGACAUAGUUAGUAACUCUCAACAUUCUGUGACCAGGGCAGUAAAUGCAUCCCUUCCUGUUGGCUCCAAAACCAAUGAGACAACCCCAAAGCUGGGCAACAACUUUGCAGUUAUCACGGCUACAAAGGGAGUGCAGACUUUUGACACCUCCAACCAGGACACCCACACACGUCCAAUGAUGCACUGUGUCAAUGCAGCUGUAGCCAAGGCCAAAGCCAGGAGAAAGCUUGAGACCCGCUGUAGCUCACUAGAGGAGCCUGCACUCCCACCUCCAGUGGCAGAAAAUUGUGUAACUUUGGACUGGGGAUUUGAUGAAGAGAGCUGGCUAUUCAAGCGCUCGGUCUCAGUCUCGACCCGGCAUCCUCUCCAUCCGGUUAUGGGCAUGAACGGAGCAAAGGCACGCAGUCAAAGCUUCGGGGCACGCUACAUGGACAGACCGAACAUCAGCAGGUCUGGAAAAGUCCGUACUCACAUCAAAACUAACUUAGGAAGCUCUUUGAAUUCUCUUGGUGAUGUAUUUCGGGGUAGUAUGAGUUGCUCCAAUAGCUACCAUUGUCCAAUGAACAGAUCCCACAUCAACAAAUUCAUGAUUGAGGAAGACUUGCCAAUACCUCUGCAUCUGGAGGCUUCCAGUGAUCAAUUUGGUCUCAAACACCAGAGGGUAAACUCAUUAUCACAUCUCCAGACUGAGAAACAGUAUCCUAGCACCUUUUGUGAACGCAUCCAUGGGGAACAAGAGAGACAGUCAACAAUCUCCACCAUUGAGGAGAAGGUCAUGAUGGGAAUCGAGGAGAAUUUGCAGAAAUCUCAGCAGCAGGAGAAGACAACUGAAACUAAGCAGAAAUCCGGUUCACUGGCAAACUGGUUUGGAUUCCGCAAGAGCAAGCUCCCUGCUCCGAGAGGUAAAAAAGGAGAUUCUCCAAAGGGAAAGGAGGAGAAGAAGGAACCAAAGCUUGGAUCUCUCUUGGGUGGGAAGCAGGCAAAGUCCGACAAAAUGAAGGAGAGGAGGAAAAGUGAAGGUCAUCGAAUGGAUGGGUAAGGCUUUUAUAAUGCUGAGGUGGGGUAGCUGAGAAGUCAUGUUCACUGUUUUACUGCUGGGAAAAUAAUGUUUAUGAGGCUUCAAGCCAAUGUAACUUCUCAUUCAUUACAAAAAUAACCUUGCUUUAAUGUAAUGCAUUGGUCAUAUUUACCAAAGGCCGAAAUCUACUGUCACUUUUCAGUGAAAGUUGAUUUUUGAUAUUGGCUUCAGUAAUGAUUAAAAUCAAUAAAAUCCAACAUCAGUAUCUCGGCUUAAAACUACUAAGUUCUCAAUUUUGAGUCAUACCUCAUGUACACUGAACCAUCACAACUUGACUGAACCAUCAAACAGAUCUCUUCAUAUCUUUCCAUGAGGUGAUUUGCUGCCCCAGAUAGCCUAAGCCAUUUUUAUCAAGCGCUGUUUGAAACAUGUAUCACUCCACUAAGCCCCGAGACCAGUUCAGACACAUUUUAUACCCAUAUAGCAUAGCGAGGUAUGCAGUGGCUUCACAUUAUCAUCUAUUAUCUGAAACACCCUGGGCAUGUUGAGUCAGUAUGAAAGACUUGUAGAUUAUAGUGGUAGAGUGAAAACCUGUUUUAUUUCAGCUCGGUUGGGAAAAGAGACUCCAAAGAUGCAUUGCUCCUCUGCCUUUCGAUGGCCUCCCAGGGAGCCCCAAGUAACAGCAACAUGCAAGGACAAACCGCCAUCUGUGGGGACACAAAGGUACAUUCAAUUAUUACCUGACAUGAGGAGAAGGACUGUGUUAUCGGUUUAGGGUCCAUUUUAUGUAGAUUUCAGUCAACGCAGGGAUUAAAUUGAACUUGGAAUUAGAAUUGAGAACUGUUCAAUUAACCUUAUGGGCAUUUUCCCAUACAAAUUCUAUGUCCAAUUCAAUUCCUGAAUUGACUGGAAAAUGUAUUGACCAUAACUCUACAAUGUGUCCAUUUCAUGUCUAAUGAUUCAGUUAUGGGAUAUGCAUGCAAGGUCCCAUCUAAUGGAAAAAUAGAGAUGUGAGAUUAAUUCAAAGGGAAAAGGGGUGGGUGACAGAAAGAAAGGAAAAUAUGAGAAGAAUAUAAAGGACCCAGGAAGAAAUGUGGCAUAUCAGAUAGGGUGAAAGACAAAAAAGACAAGAAGGGAGAGAAGGUGAAUAGGGAGAGAAAAUUGUAACAAAGAAUAAUAAACAAAUAAACACCACAGCUUCUGGAUAUCAGAACAGUGAUUACUCACCUCGAACUGGACAAAGGUUUUUUCUUUAACGAGUCGGACGCAAAGGAUUUACUCCAGAGACCGGACCAGGCCCAAAUCCCUGUCAUUUGCAUGAAGAAAAGACGCCGAUACAGGGGACGCAGGUCCAGGUGCCUUGUGAGAAUUCGUCGGCGAGUGGGUAACCCACCGCUACCAUCCGUCCUAUUGGCCAAAGUGCAAUCAUUGGAGAAUAAACUGGAUGAGCUCCAUUCAAGACUAUCCUACCAAUGGGACAUUAAAAACUGUAAAAUCUUAUGUUUCACCGAGUCGUGGCAGAACGAUGACUUUGGAUGAUAUACAGUUGGCUGGUUUUUCCGUGCAUCGGCAAGACAGAACAGCUGCCUCUGGUAAGACAAGAGGUGGCGGUCUGUGUCUAUUUGUCAAUAACAGCUGGUGCACAAAAUAAAAUAUUAAGGAAGUCUCUAGGUUUAGCUAGUCUGAGGUAGAGUAUCUCAUGAGAAGCUGUAGACCACACUAUUUACCAAGAGAGUUCUCUAGAUCUAUAUUUUUCGUAGCUGUCUAUUUAACACCACAAACCGAUGCUGGCACUAAGACCGCACUCAACGAGCUCUAUAAAGCCGUAAGCAAACAAGAAAACGCUCAUCCAGAGGCGGAGCUCCUAGUGGCCGGGGACUUUAAUGCAGUGAAACUUAAAUCCAUUUUCUAUAAUUUCUAACAGCAUGUUACAUAUGCAACCAGAUUUUAAAAAAAACUCUAGACCACCUUUACUCCACACACAGAGACGCGUAAAAAGCUCUCCCUCGCCCUCCAUUUGGCAAAUCUGACCAUAAUUCUAUCCUCCUGAUUCCUGCUUACAAGCAAAAACUAAAGCAGGAAGUACCAGUGACUCACUCAAUACAGAAGGUGUCAGAUGACCCAGAUACUAAGCUACAGGACUGUUUUGCUAGCACAAACUGGAAUAUGUUCUGGGACUCAUCCGAUGGCAUUGAGGAGUAUACCACAUCAGUCACCGGCUUCAUCAAUAAGUGCAUCGAUGUCAUUGUCCCCGCAGUGACUGUACAUACAUACCCCAACCAGAAGCCAUGGAUUACAUUUUAGUCAUUUAGCAGACGCUCUUAUCCAGAGCGACUUACAGUUAGUGAGUGCAUACAUUUUUCAUACUGGCCCCCGUGGGAAACGAACCCACAACCCUGCCGUUGCAAGCGCCAUGCUCUACAACUGAGCUACACGGGGGUUUAAAGUUAUAUUUUUUAGUGAUCCAAUUGACAUUUUAUAAUUUAGCAGAUGCUCUUAUCCAGAACGACUUCCAAUUAGUGAGUGGAUACAUUUUUCAUACUGGCCCCCCGUGGGAAUCGAACCCACAACCCUUGCGUUGCAAGUGCCAUGCUCUACCAACUGAGCUACAGGAGGUCCAGGCAACAUCCGCAUUGAGCUAAAGGGUGACACAAGCCUACCAGACAAGCUAAAUUACUUCUAUGCUCGCUUCGAGGCAAGCAACACUGAAGCAUGCAUUAGAGCACCAGCUGUUCCGGACGACUCUGUGAUCACGCUCACCGUAGCCGAUGUAAGACCUUUAAACAGGUCAACAUUCACAAGACCACAGGGCCAGACGGAUUACGAGGAUCUGUACUCCGAGCAUGCGCUUACCAACUGGCAAGUGUCUUCACUGAUAUUUUCAACCUCUCCCUGGCCGAGUCUAUAAUACCUACACGUUUCAAGCAGACCACCAUAGUCCCUGUGCCCAAGAACACCAAGAUAACCUGUCUAAAUGACUACCGACCCGUAGCACUCACGUCUGUAGCCAUGAAGCGCUUUGAAAGGCUGUUCAUGGCUCACAUCAACAUCAUCAUCCCAGUAACCCAUUCCAAUUUGCGUACCGCCCCAACAGAUCCACAGAUGAUACAAUCUCUAUUGCACUCAACACUGACCUUAUCCCACCUGGACUAAAGAAACACCUACGUGAGAAUGCUGUUCAUUGACUACAGUUCAGCGUUCAACACCAUAGUGCCCUCAAAGCUCAUCACUAAGCUAAAGACCCUGGGACUAAACACCUUCCUCUGCAACUCGAUGCUGGACUUCCUGACGGACCGCCCCCAGGUGGUAAGAGUAGGCAGCAACACAUCUGCCAAACUGAUCCUCAACACAAGGGCCCCUCAUGGGUGCGUGCUUAGUCCCUUCCUGUACUCCCUGUUUACCCAUGAUUGCGUGGCCAAGCACGACUCCAACACCAUCAUUAAGUUUGCAAACAACACAAUGGUGGUAGGCCUGAUCACCGACAACGAUGAGACAGACUAUAGGGAGGAGGUCAGAGACCUGGCAGUGUGGUGCCAGGACAACAACCUCUCCCUCAACAUGACCAAGACAAAGGAGAUGAUCGUGGACUACAGGAAAAGGAGGACCGAGCAUGCCACAUUCUCGUCAACGGGGCUGUAGUGGAGCAGGUUGAGAGCUUUAAGUUAAUUGGUGUCCACAUCACCAACAAACUAUCAUGGUCCAAACACACAAAGACAGUUGAGAAGAGGGCACAACAACGCCUAUUCCCCUCAGGAGACUGAAAAGAUUUGGCAUGGGUCCUCAGAUCCUCAAAAGGUUCCACAGCUGCACCAUCGAGAGCAUCCUGACUGGUUGCAUCACCGCCUGGUGUGGCAACUGCUCGGCCUCCGACCGCAAGGCGCUACAGAGGGUAGCGCGUACGGCCCAGUACAUCACUGAGGCCAAGCUUCCUGCCAUCCAGGACCUCUAUACCAGGCAGUGUCAGAGGAAGGCCCUAUAAAUUGUCAAAGACUCCAGCCACCCUAGUCAUAGACUGUUCUCUCUGCUACCGCACGGCAAGCGGUACCGGAGUGCCAAGUCUUUUUUUUUACGCUGCUGCUACUCGCUGUUUAUUAUCUAUGCAUAGUCACUUUACCCCUACCUACAUGUACAUAUUACCUCAAUUACCUCGACAAACCUGUACCACCACACAUUGACUCGGUACUGGUAACCCCUGUAUAUAGGCUUGUUAUUGUUAUUUUAUUGUUGCUCUUUUAUUUUUUACUUUAGUUUACUUAGUAAAUAUUUUUCUUAACUCUUAACUGCAUUGUUGGUUAAGGUCUUGUAAGUAAGCAUUUCACGGUAAGGUCUAUAUCUGUUGUAUUCGGCGCAUGCGACAAAUAAAAUAUGAUUUUAUUUAAUUUGACCUCCUGUGGUAUUGAUCACUCCAACACAUGCUCACAUGCACACUAACAUGGAUGAGAUACUGGAGAUACUUAAUCUACACUGAACAAAAAACAUAAACUCAACAUUUAAAGUGUUGGUCUCAUGUUUCAUGAGCUGAAAUGUUCCAUACACACAAAAAGCUUAUUUCUCUCAACUUUUGUGCACAAAUUUGUUUACAUCCCUGUUAGUGAGCAUUUCUCCUUUGCCAAGAUAAUCCAUCCACCUGAGAGGUGUGGCAUAUCAAGAAGCUGAUUAAACAGCAUUAUCAUUACACAGGUGCAGCUUGUGCUGGGGACAAUAAAAGGCCACUCUAAAAUGUGCAUUUCUGUCACAUAACACAAUGCUACAGUUUUGAGCGAGCAUGCAAUUGUCAUGCUGAUUGCAUGAAUGUCCACCAGAGCUGUUGCCAGCUGUUGCCAUGCCUCCAACGUUGUUUUAGAGAAUUUGGCAGUAUAUCCAACCAGCCUCACAACCGCAGACCACGUGUACGGGAAUGUGUGGGCGAGCAGUUUGCUGAUGUCAACGUUGUGAACAGAGUGCCCCAUGGUGGCAGUGGGGUUUUGGUAUGGGCAGGCACAAGCUAUGGACAACGAACACAAUUGCAUUUAUCGAUGGCAAUUUUCAGCAUGAUAAUGCACGGCCCCAUGUCGCAAGGAUCUGUAUACAAUUCCUGGAAGCUGAUAAUGUCCCAGUUCUUCCAUGGCCUGCCUACUCACCAGACAUGUCACCCAUUGAGCAGGUUUGGGAUGCUCUGGAUCAACGUGUACCAAAGUAUGUUCCAGUUCCUGCCAAUAUACAGCAAUUGAAGAACAGUGGGACAACAUUCCAUAGGCCACAAUCAACAGCCCGAUCAACUCUAUGUAAAGGAGAUGUGUCGCACUGCAUGAGGCAAAUGGUGGUCACACCAUAUACUGACUGGUUUUCUGAUCCACAACCCUCCUUUUUUCUUUUAAAGAUAUCUCUGACCAACAGAUGCAUAUCUGUAUUCCCAGUCCUGUGAAAUCCAUAGAUUAGGGACUAAUGAAUUUAUUUCAAUUGACUGAUUUCCUUAUAAAGUGUAACUCAGUAAAAUCUUUGAAAUUGUUGCAUGUUGCGUUUAUAUUUUUGUUCAGUGUAGAUACUGAGGAAAAUCUAUGGACUAUUUUUGAUUUGUACAAACAUUCACAAGCAGUCUUGAUAAUAGAGUGAUCAAUAGAAUAAAAAUUGCUUGGAAGUAUUUUCAGGUGACAGUCCAUCAUUGUCCUGAUGUGAUUCAGAUAAAUAUUGUUUACCUGUUGCAUGGAUAAAUGAUCAGAUAGUCUAGACAGCUAAAAUGGCAAUUGAAUUACAGUUUAUUAUAGGCCUAUCAGAGAUUUUCCCACCAAACUUAAGACAGCCGUUGUUCAAUUACAUUACCAGGGGUGAAAAUAAGUCAAAACUAUCAAGUUGUCAACUGGCCAAAUUGACUUCUUGCUGGUUCACAAACUUUUGUGAGAUUGUGCUUUACAAAGAACUGAAAUCAUGUCUUAACAUAGAGGAUUGCAUGAAAGAGGAACAUUUAGUCAGUCAAUCAGGGACUCUCUGCCUUUUAAGGAAUAGAUUCAUACCACUCUAUAAUCAUAGAUUCAAACCAUCAUGGUAGAUUAAAAUUAAAUAUAAACCAUGUAAUCACAAGUAUAGGCAACUCAUCUAUUGCUUUACAAUUCACAUAUCCCAAUAUAGUCCCCUGUUCCUUUCAUGUAUAAUUAUUUUUUCUUCUUGCUACCACAAACAGACAAAAACACAGAGGAUGAACAGGGCUGAUAACGACAAAGGAGCUACAUUGAAGAGCCCCAGUGAAGAUCACUUGAUU
Molecule: messenger RNA, 9503 nt
Organism: Coregonus sp. 'balchen'
Lineage: Eukaryota; Metazoa; Chordata; Actinopteri; Salmoniformes; Salmonidae
Source: the annotation of a GenBank genome assembly